ACCAAUCAUUGAGCAGUGUUUUUAAAGCGGGUUUUCCUCUACUGUGUAUGUGAAACACGCGUACCUAGUGAAACGCCAUGCCGCGCUUCCACUUUUCUGGCCGGACGAGGCCUGAGCACCGCCCGGCGGAUGCUCAUUGCCCGCCCAACCACCGGUUCUAUCUAUAUUUGGUUGGACCCCUACUCAGCAGCCAACUGCGCCAAAACAUCAACGUACUGUACACCUGGCACUCGAUCAUUAUUUCCCACAACAUGUCUUCGACAACAUCCGGCCGCAAAACCGCCGGUGGAACUCCGACGCGCGACUCGACCGCCAAACCCUCUGCUUCCCCUGGCGCUGCCAAUCGCACUCCCUCCCGUGCCUCGACCCCGACGGCAAAUAGUCCAAACGGUGUACAGCGCACGCGGUCUAUGCGGACAAGCAUUAGUGGGCCUCCUGUUUCCGCACGAGCGGCUGUGAGGAAGCCUGGUGCAUCUUCCAACUUGAGCAUGAGUUCGACACAAGCAAAUACCCAAAAUGAUGAUGAUGCGCGGGAUGAGGCCGCUGCUUAUAUCCAGGAGUUAAAGGACAGAUUGCAGAAGGCGGAGAACGAGGCCGAGGAAAGGCAGAAGCAGAUUGAUGUGCUGAACGCCAGGCUGGACGAUGCACUGAAGGAGCAGGCGAAACUGGAAGAGCGGGCACAUGAGGAAGAGGAGAAGGUCGAGGUGCUGGAGAAUGAGAAGCGGGAGCUUACACGACAGCAUCGCGAGUUGGAAGCUAUAUAUGAGGCAGAGCGGGCACAGACUAUGAAGGAGAAGGAGGAUGCGCAGGCGAGGGAAGACGAACUGCAGGAUACAAUCCAACGGUUGAAGGAGACCAUGGCCAUGAAGAAUGUCCCGACCAGUGAUGGGGAAGAGGAUCGGGGCCAUCUUUCCAGGACAUCGAGCUUCCGCAACAAUCCCUCCCGCAGCAAUUCGUCGCAGAACCUAGAGGGCUCCGGCUCAUUCGCGCCGCCAUCUUCCAUACAACGCAGCAAUUCGCGGAGUAACUCAAAGCUCAUUCACCAGAAGGACAAGAUUAUUGAGGACUUGCGCCUGGAGCUGGCCGAGGUGCAGAUCAAAUUGGUGGAGAUGGAGAACCGGGACGGAGGCCGCAUGCAUGAGCUUGAGAGGCAGUUACUGGAGACCCGGAUGACUAACGCUCGUCUAAUGGAGGACAACGAGAGUUUCCAACUUCUCCUACAAGAGAAGACUUUGAACGGUGAUCUGGGCCGCGGCGAUUUCCUACGCAGUACCAGUGCGCAGCAUGAAUCCCGCGCGCCCUCGCGCAACGGACCUACGACAAGCCUCGCCGACGAACUGGAGUCCGCCGAAGUGGAUGAGAGAGCCGUCCGCCUCUUAGAGGCCGAAGUUAACAACUUGAAGGACCAGAACAAGGCUCUGACGCUCUACAUCAACAAGAUCAUUGGCCGCCUUCUCAGCAAGCAGGGUUUCGAAUCGGUUCUGAGUGACGACGCCGAUGAUGUUGGCACCGGAGCAGGAACGUUGAACACAAACAAGGAACUUCCUCCGCCUCCUCCCUCCAAAGAGAAUGAACCUCAAGGUUUCCUGCAACGCGCCAAAUCGGUUGCUCUGGGCGGAGCUCGAAAGGCACGCCCUAUGAGUUACACCGCCGCCCCUGUCUCCACGGGAACGGUCAAUGAGGAUCCAACCACAGCUCCCAGCAUCCCCUUGCAGCGUUCCACCUCUAUGCGGAUGCCCAGUGGGACCUACUCCCACCGGCGUUCUACAUCCGAAGCACCACAACCCGGCGCUGCCACAGUAGUCAACAACAUGGUUCGCAAUGCUCCUUCUGUAGCAUCCGGUCCCACCAGCCCCAGCCUCGUCUCGCCACGAAACUCCAUCUUCGGCCUCCCUAUCGGUGGCCAAGCAAGCAAUCCCGCCUCGCGGGUGCCGUCUACCGGCCAGCCGAUCCCAGAGGAAAAUCGCGAGCCUGGCAGCUCUGAAGGUGGGCACGUCGACACACCCAGCCCGCCACGCCGUACGGAUACAGGCGCUGGGGGUGUUAUGACGGGCAAGCAAAUGCGUCCUCUGCGGCUUGUGCAGAAUGAGGAGGAGGCCAUGCGGGCAAGAAAGGCGGCGAAUCGGGGAUCGUGGAUUGCCGGCUGGUUCGGCGGCGGGGAGCAGAAGAACGAUUCUUCUUGAGCCUUAUGGGCUUUGGGUUUUGGGUUUUUGCACCCACUUUAUUUCGUAUACCCUGGGGUUAUUGGAUGUUAUCCUCCAUUUUUCUUGGGAUACCGAAUUGGUAGGGCAUAAGCACUGUUUCGAAAGGAUGGAGGGGCGGAUGAAUGACUGACGUGCUUCUUGUGUAUCUCUAUUGGACGGUGGGUUCUGGGAGGUACAUCCAUUGGGUUUCUGUUUUCCUGCUUCCAUACAUAGUUUUCCUGUUGCCUCUCCCCACACUGCAUCAUGCCCCAUCAACAUUGCCUAAUGACCGACUUGAUUGUAUACCCCCUUGGUAAGAUCCUGCACUCCCCGCUUCAUGUUAUUCUUUAUAUUGAUUAGAAUUGGAUAUGGUUGAU
Molecule: messenger RNA, 2560 nt
Organism: Westerdykella ornata
Lineage: Eukaryota; Fungi; Ascomycota; Dothideomycetes; Pleosporales; Sporormiaceae
Exons: 2
Coding region: 252-2183 (643 amino acids)
Source: RefSeq, a predicted model, not a curated record